AUGACAAAGGGUCUUACUUUGGCUCGACUGUUCUACCAGGCCGGACACAAUGUCAUUGGCGCCGACUUUGAAAGCCAUGGCGCUUUGGUGUGUGGUCGCGUCUCAAAGUCUUUGUCGAAAUUCUACUCCUUACGCAGACCCGACAAAGAUGCAGGCGUAAAACCAUAUUCGGACGAUCUGCUCAGGAUUGUUGCCGCCGAGAAAGUGCAUCUUUGGGUGAGCUGUUCUGGAGUGGCCUCGGCUCUCGAAGAUGGAAUGAUCAAAGAAAGGAUGGAAACGGAAACCGCUUGCAAGGCCAUACAAUUCGAUGUGUCCACGACCCAGCUACUCCACGAGAAAGACAGCUUCAUCCAGCAUGCGAAAGACCUUGGGCUCAAGGUGCCUCAGACGUACAAAGUCACCAGUCUUGCAGCAGCCGAAUCAUUGCUCGCUAGAGCCCGUCUGGAUGGCAAACACAAGUUCCUCCUGAAACCCACGGGAGUCCAGGAUGCUGACCGAGCUGAUAUGACUCUGCUCCCAAAGGAUAGCCACACCGACACGAUCAGUUACCUGUCCCGAAAGCACUUCUCUGCGGACUCGUCAUGGAUCCUGCAGCAGUUCAUUAGUGGCCCCGAAUAUUGUACGCAUGCCUUGGUUGUCGACGGACAAGUCAAGGCGUUUGUUGCUUGUCCAAGUGCGGAGCUGCUCAUGCACUAUGAGGCGUUGCCCACGGAUUCGAAGCUGACCCAGGCAAUGCUCGAGUUCACGACUACCUUUGCAUCCCAUCACGGCAAGGGCUUUACCGGCCAUCUGAGUUUUGACUUCAUGAUGGAAUCGGAUGGCUCUAUCUAUCCGAUCGAAUGCAAUCCGAGAGCUCAUACUGCGGUGGUGCUCUUCAGCGAUACGCCUCAGCUCGUCGAUGCGUAUCUGUCCGCACUCGAGGAUGCAGGCGUCGAAGAUUCUGGUGUGAAGGCCAAUGAAUUGUCCGAUCAACACAUCCAACCAGAUGGCGACCAGAAAUACUACUGGGUCGGCCACGAUGUCAUCGAAUUGGCGCUUGCUCCGCUCUUAUCCGCGCUCACAACCUUGCGACUGAAUCGCAAGCUACCCUCGGAUCUCUCCAGACUGCUUGAGCACAUCCUGUGGUGGCGAGAUGGCACCUUUGUUUCCUGGGAUCCCGCUCCGUGGUGGUGGCUUUACCAUGUGUACUGGCCAAUGCAGUUUCUGCACGCACUGUCGGCCGGGAAGAAAUGGAGUCGUGUCAAUGCCAGUACUACGAAGGUCUUUGAAUGCUAG
Neohortaea acidophila is the source of this 1275-nucleotide messenger RNA. RefSeq lists its product as uncharacterized. Bases 1 to 1275 code for a protein of 424 amino acids. The record is from RefSeq and is a predicted model, not a curated record. Gene Ontology annotation, molecular function: ATP binding; metal ion binding. NCBI's taxonomy places the organism in Eukaryota, Fungi, Ascomycota, Dothideomycetes, Mycosphaerellales, Teratosphaeriaceae. The transcript has a single exon.